Molecule: messenger RNA, 1528 nt
Organism: Cololabis saira (Pacific saury)
Lineage: Eukaryota; Metazoa; Chordata; Actinopteri; Beloniformes; Belonidae
Gene: spaw
Product: southpaw
Exons: 3
Coding region: 105-1358 (417 amino acids)
Biological process (GO): BMP signaling pathway; SMAD protein signal transduction
Cellular component (GO): extracellular region
Molecular function (GO): type I activin receptor binding; cytokine activity; growth factor activity
Source: RefSeq, a predicted model, not a curated record
AAGGCCUGUCUGGAGCUCUGUGUGCACACAGCAUCAUUUCAGCGUGUGAGCAGCUGGUGGAAGGAAGGAAAGAAGGAAGGAGAUCUUUGAGAGCCUCAGUUGAGAUGGAAGCCAGAAUGCUGACGAUUUUCUGCAUAUUUUACUUUUGCUCAUUUGGAGCUGUUUUCUCAGCUCAGGCCCACAGAUUCCACUCGCACCUCCAGAGGAGUUCAGCACACAGAAAUCUGUCAACAAGUCCUCGCAGCAGAUAUCCUCAGUACAUGAUGCAGCUGUACCGCUCUUUCAGGACGGCCGAUUCCAUCUCUGCACAGGCUGUCAACAUCUUUACCACGCAAAGUGACAAAUCAUCAGUACAUGGCUUUGAUUCUGUCCUAAGUUUGGCGGCCAAAGGUUGCCAUCAAGUGGGUGACAGAUGGACGCUCCUAUUUGACAUGACAUCCAUCUCGACAAGUGAGCUUGUCCAGCUGGCAGAACUGCAGAUCAGACUGCCGGCCUUCUCUGCCUCUGAGGGGGCCACUGUGGACUUGUAUCACUCCCACAGGGAGAACUGUGACCCGGACAGUACGUCAUGCCAGGAGGAGAACGUUUUCUUGGGGAGCAUUGACACAACACCCAACAGCAAAAAGUCUUCCUGGAAGGUAUUUAACGUGACUGCUCUGCUGAAAUACUGGCUGCACAAGAGAGGCGACAUGCUGAGCCAAGAGGCGUCGGGACAGUCUGAGACGGAUCAUGGGAGCGGUGCUUGGGAUGAGUGGAAGAUGAACGACGAAUCCCCUUUGAACAGUUUGGGAAUGAGGCGUAGGAAAAUACACCAUCCAACCAAAAACCGAGUCAUGAUCGUCAUCUUCUCCAGACAAAACAUCUCCAGAGAAAGCCAUGCAGCGUACAGCCUCAUUCAUGCUGUGGAGAACUCCAAGUAUGUGACAGCAGACAGAGUGAGCAGUGACAGCCAAAGCCGCCGCCACAAAAGGAACAGAGUGGAGAGGAUGCGACUUGCUGAUGGCGCUGUACCAACUGUGGCAGCAGCAGCGGAGCCGGUCCGGAGGCCGCUGUGUCGAAGGGUGGAUAUGUGGGUAGACUUUGAGCACAUCGGCUGGGACGAGUGGAUUGUUCAUCCGAAGCGCUACAAUGCCUAUCGCUGUGAAGGAGAGUGCCCUACACCACUAGACGGGUCCUUCAAUCCCACUAACCAUGCAUACAUGCAGAGCCUCUUGAAACGUCAUCAUCCAGAAAAGGUGUCUUGCCCGUCCUGCGUGCCCACGCACCUCAGUCCCCUCUCCAUGUUGUACUACGAGAACGAUGACUUGACCCUGCGACAUCACGAGGAUAUGAUUGUGGAAGAGUGCGGCUGCCACUGAAAACCCUCCUCACCGGAGUUACUGAAGAUGGAGCAUACAUUUGAACUUUUUGUUUUUCUUUCAAUAUGAACAUGAAUAUCAAAAUAGAAAACUAGAAAAAGAUUUCCUGGUGGUGGCACCUCUACAAAAAGCAUUUUAAGAUUGAAUAGACACAGUACUAUUUUAUUACC